GGCGGGCCGGGGUCUCGGCGCCGUGGCCGCGUCCGUGUUCUGCUGCCUGCGGUGCUGCCGGGACGGCGGCGCGGGGCACAUCCCCCUCAAGGAGAUGCCGGCCGUGCAGCUGGACACGCAGCACAUGGGAACGGAUGUUGUCAUUGUGAAAAAUGGGAGAAGGAUAUGUGGGACAGGAGGCUGUUUAGCCAGCGCCCCUUUACAUCAAAACAAAAGCUACUUUGAAUUCAAAAUCCAGUCCACAGGAAUAUGGGGUGUUGGCGUCGCAACUCAGAAAGUUAACUUGAAUCAGAUUCCUCUUGGCCGAGAUGUGCACAGCCUGGUGAUGAGGAAUGAUGGAGCCCUGUACCACAACAACGAGGAGAAAAAUAGGAUGCCAGCAAACAGUCUUCCGCAGGAGGGAGAUGUAGUGGGUAUUACAUAUGACCAUGUAGAACUAAAUGUAUAUUUGAAUGGAAAAAAUAUGCAUUGUCCAGCAUCAGGUAUACGAGGGACAGUGUAUCCAGUUGUUUAUGAGAGAAAAAUAAAACUCAAGGAGCGCCUGGCCAGCUUAAUCAGUAGAGCAUCUGACUCUUGA
Nyctereutes procyonoides (raccoon dog) is the source of this 577-nucleotide messenger RNA. Its product is annotated as SPRY domain-containing protein 7-like. The transcript has a single exon. Lineage: Eukaryota; Metazoa; Chordata; Mammalia; Carnivora; Canidae. Bases 95 to 577 code for a protein of 160 amino acids. The record is from RefSeq and is a predicted model, not a curated record. Gene Ontology annotation, molecular function: protein binding.